CAGCUGUUGUUGAUAGUCAUUCCAAGGGGGAAAAAAUCAAUCGAGGGAUCGUACAAAUUGGAAAUGGAAACCCUAGCGAUAACCACCGGCGUCGUUUCUGUGCCGAUAUUCUCUGCCAAAAAGUCCAGAGAUCACUCGUUCCGGAGGCUCCUCCGAUUCUCGACAUCGCCUAAAAAUGGUGAUAAUAGCAGGUACAGCGACGAGAAUGAUCUUAAGUCGAAUUCCGCUGAUUCCGCGCUCGUUCCCAUACUCGGAAAUGGGACGCUGUCUAAGGAUGCUGCGAUGGGGCUUGUUUUGAGCGCGGCGAACGUUAGAGGAUGGACAACUGGAUCGGGCAUGGAAGGUCCGCCUGUACCGGCCAGUUCGGAAUCGGACGCUGGUAUGGAGCGCGUCUCCACUUUCCCGUGGUCGCUCUUUACAAAAUCCCCACGGCGGCGAAUGCGAGUGGCCUUCACAUGUAACAUCUGCCGCCAGCGCACAACUCGUGCCAUUAAUCCACACGCCUACACAGACGGCACUGUUUUUGUUCAGUGCUGCGGGUGUAAUGCAUUUCAUAAGCUGGUGGACAAUUUGAAUCUGUUCCAGGACAUGAAGUGCUAUGUGAAUUCGAGUUUCAAUCCAAAUCCAGAUAACGGCGUGAGCUUCACAUAUUUUAACUUGGAUGAGGAUAACAAUGAUGAUAUUUUUCCUCUUUUAUGAGAGCUGAUAAAUGCUGGCAGUGCAAUUGUUGUAUUGGGGUCUGUUUAGUGAUGUAUAUUCUAUUGGUCUUUUAUAGAACUGUAUUUCAUCAAAGCUUGUAAAUAGGAGUUGAACUAUUUUUAUUACUGAAUAAAGUUCUACGUUGUUCA
Messenger RNA from Andrographis paniculata, 848 nucleotides. RefSeq lists its product as uncharacterized. Lineage: Eukaryota; Viridiplantae; Streptophyta; Magnoliopsida; Lamiales; Acanthaceae. Gene Ontology annotation, molecular function: zinc ion binding; protein-folding chaperone binding. The record is from RefSeq and is a predicted model, not a curated record. The coding region runs from base 64 to 699 and encodes 211 amino acids. Gene Ontology annotation, biological process: protein import into mitochondrial matrix; protein stabilization; protein folding. The transcript has 4 exons. Gene Ontology annotation, cellular component: mitochondrion.